Molecule: messenger RNA, 1108 nt
Organism: Zea mays
Lineage: Eukaryota; Viridiplantae; Streptophyta; Magnoliopsida; Poales; Poaceae
Exons: 1
Coding region: 85-426 (113 amino acids)
Source: RefSeq, marked predicted
GUUGCGCCUCACCUCUUCGCCUCGUCCUGUCGCUGCAAACCUGCACUGCUGCCUCCUCGAUGCAGACCUGCACUGCUCUGGUGCAUGUCCACGGGGGCGUGUAGGGUGGCGCCGGGCGCCGUGGUGAAGCCAGUGCCGGCAUUGCUGGGGGCCACCUGCGGGACACGUGCCUGUGGUGGUCGGCGCGGAGGGGGAGGAUACGCAGCGGUUCGUCGUCCCUGCGGAGCUGCUGGGUCGCCCGCCCAUCGUCGAGCUGCUCCACCGCGCCGCGCAGGAGUACAAGUACGCGCGUCGGGGCCCGCUCCGCAUCCCCUUCCCCAUGGUCGCGUUCCACCACCUCCUCGGCGCACUCGUGGGGACCGCCGCCGCCGCCGGCCCCGACGAUGGGCUCAUGCUCGCUUGCUUCGCCAUGGUCGUCUGAGAUGAGAUCCCUAGCGUAGCGGGUUCCUUCUUCUAUUGCUUCUCCUUCCUUGAGGCAUGUGUUGUGCUGUCAGUGUUCUUGCUUUUCUAGAUUCCAUUUGUUUCUUCUUCCUUUUCUCGUUUGCGCUCUGGCAGCUGCUCCACCUCUACAAGGCUACAAGCUCUACAACAAGAGCGACCGUGUCCGGGUCAACUACAGAUGUGCCUCACCUUCUCCUUCCACCGCUUUUCCGUCGAGGCCGCCGACAAGGCCUGGCGUCACAGUGACACCCGCUCGACGCCCCCUCGUCCACGCUCGUGAUGUCCCCGACGUGAUGCCCCAUCCCCCCGCGUGCGUACACCUCUGGUGCGCGCAGCAGUACGUCGCCUGCAAUGUCGUCCUCUUGUCCAUCCAUGCUGCAUCCAUCAGCGUCUGCUCCUGCUAGGAGAACAUUGCUGGGGCCAAAAUCCCCAAGUUCACCUGCUUCGUCGACCCGCCGCGACCUUCAUCAGGUAGCUACUCAUCACCUCGGUCCACCAGCCGCAUCGAACAGGGAAAUCAAACAGAUCUAUUCCUUAGAGUUUUGUUUCCUGUGUAGCGUGCCAUAUUAGCAUUUUUGUCGUUGCGCUCUUGUUUAUUCAGAUUCCGUAGUUCGAGAGAUGAACAAUGCAAUUUAAGCGUCAUCAGAAACAUGUUCUGGUUCCCCCC